Messenger RNA from Elgaria multicarinata webbii, 2343 nucleotides. RefSeq names its product translin associated factor X interacting protein 1 (gene TSNAXIP1). The coding region runs from base 1 to 2127 and encodes 708 amino acids. The record is from RefSeq and is a predicted model, not a curated record. The transcript is spliced from 16 exons. Lineage: Eukaryota; Metazoa; Chordata; Lepidosauria; Squamata; Anguidae. Gene Ontology annotation, cellular component: cytoplasm.
AUGGAGAAUCGAGCCUCGGUCUUUUGGUGGGUCUCCUUCAACCAAUCCUCUGCAAGUUUAGAAGGCCCAGCAAGCUUACCCAACGUGAAGAUAUCAGAACAGAAGAAACUAAAAUCUCUGGUCCUCUCUAGCAGCCAUUUGUCCUCCUGGCCUGCAUAUGCCCCAGGGCAAGCGAUCCUACAGAACCGAAAACCUUGUACUCUUCCUGAAUGGCGGAGCACCAGCAAAGAUCAUGUUCCUCUGUCCAUCUCAAAGCCGCGCUACCUUGAAGAUCUGGAAUCUCACCUGCGGAAAGAGCUGCAAGCUCUGGACCUUAAUAAAGGCAAAAAAGUUCAGGAACUUAAACUCCAGCCUUAUAGAGAAGUGUUUGAAUUCUUCAUGGAAGAAUUCAAAACCUACAAGCCUUUGCUGGCUUCGAUCAAGAAUGAGUAUGAACUGACGAUAGCACAUCUACGGGAGAAGAUCUAUUCCCUGGAGGCAGUGAACGGCGUACUGGUCACAGCCUCCGAUCAAUGUACUCGGCAAAUCCUGGCUUUUCAAGAGCAAGAGAAAAUCGAAAUAACAAAGCUGAAGGAGGAGAGGCUCUACUUGCUGAAGCUUAUUGACAAAAUGAAGGAGGAGAAAUGUUCUCUACAGACCCAGGUGGCUAAGAUGCGGAAGGCGGUGGCAGAAGAAUACCUCCGCUAUCUUAAUGAAUGUGAUGCCCGGAAGCUGCUUCUUAUAGAUCUCAAUGAAAUGUACCGUCAAAAGGAAGAACUGAAGCAUGCCAAAGUCCAAGACAGCAAGGGGGAAGACACGGUGAAGCUCACUCUCGCGUUAAAGAUAGCCCGCCAGGACCUCACCAAAGUUCAAGUGGAGCUGAACACCAUGAGAGCAAACUACGGGGACGUGGUGCCCAGAAGAGAUUUUGAAUUACACGAACAAAAAUAUAACGAGUUGGCUGAAAAGAUGUCUACUCUUCAGAAAGACUUUGAUGACCUCCAGGAAGAAUACGAGACAAUGCUGGACGUACACAAACAGGUUGCAGAAGAGCGAGACCAGUUCUAUAAUGACUUGAUCAACGUCCAACGCUCCUCCACACCUCGGCCUAGCUGGGACAAGUGUGCAGAGGUGAUUGCCGGUGGGCCUGAGCGCUGGAAAGUUGUGUCAGAGGGCAAAACUAGUGACCAGCUGGUAGAUAUCCUUUUGGAAGAUCUUGGCACAGUGCUGCUGAGAGAGAUGGAUACCUUCGUGGGGCGGGGAAGAAGCGAGAAGAUCCCCAUUUACCUGAGAUGCGACGGUCUGGUCAGAAAUAAGAAGUUGACUAAAAAGGAUAUUGUGGCCAUUUUAAGGGAAAUAUGGAAAGAAAAAAUUGCAUUGGAUCAACAGAGAGGAAAGCGAUCCAGCCUAUCCGAAUUCUUCCUGAACUUCUUCCAGAGAAAGUAUGGCGAUGCGUUUGCAUUUGAUUGGACUUACAGUAUUUAUGAAAGCAUCAAGCUCUAUCGGACUAAUGAAGCCAUGUCGUUGUUUCAUAACAUCUUGAUGGGAAAUCUGGAUGAAGGCGUAUACCACAGCCACCUCCUGCAACUCAACAACCUGUUAAGGGAACUGACUGCCGCUGACACUGCAAAUACUGGCGAGCUGACGAACGAACAGUUCACCUUUGCCUUAAAAGCGGCUUUCUCGUUCAAGACUGAUGAAGAGAUUCAGGAGUUAGUUGAGGCAGCAGGCCACAAAUUGGAUAACGACAGUGUUAUGUACAAGUUCUUAUUCUUAGAGGAUGAGGAGGGGAAAACAGAACCCCUGAUUACGAAACUGAAGAAUCAAUAUACGAAUGAGAAAAAAACAUUUCUACAGGAGCUACGCAAUGAACUGGGAACCUUGAUGGAAGUGAGGCCAGAUGACUUGAGGGCAGCUUUCUGCAUAGUCGACCACGGUUUGAAUGAGCAAAUCCUGGAUUCUUACAUCUGUUACGCCUUCCAAGUUCCCAAAGAGCAACUGGAUCCUGCUGUCUCCAUACCAAUAGAUGCACUGAUGCAAAGGCUAAUGGCUGGAGAUAUCAGACGGCAAGGAACGUUCUCAGGAGAUCAAAAGAAUCUGCCCCCGUCCCACACAGCCGAAGAAACCGAAGUCCCUACCAGUACCUAAAUUGACCCACAUCCUCUUCUUCCACCCUUCCCCUUCUGAGAGUUACUGGAGUAAUUAUUUUUUACCAAGAAGUGAUCUGAAACAAAACUGCCCUGCAAGAGCUCAGUUGAUAAGUGAGCCCUAAAGCCUAUUGGAAACUGCUGCUGGAGCAUUGAUCCCAAUUCCAUUUCUGGGGCCAGAAGAACGUAAGAACUUUGUAGCAUAAAAACACCAAGA